Molecule: messenger RNA, 2440 nt
Organism: Neogale vison (American mink)
Lineage: Eukaryota; Metazoa; Chordata; Mammalia; Carnivora; Mustelidae
Gene: MUL1
Product: mitochondrial E3 ubiquitin protein ligase 1
Exons: 4
Coding region: 70-1128 (352 amino acids)
Biological process (GO): protein ubiquitination; organelle organization
Cellular component (GO): mitochondrion
Molecular function (GO): ubiquitin-protein transferase activity
Source: RefSeq, a predicted model, not a curated record
GCGGCGGAGCACGGGGGGCGCGCGGCCUGACCUCAGCGUCGCCGCCGGCACGCGGGACUCCGCGCAGCCAUGGAGAGCGGAGGGCGGCCCUCGCUGGGCCAGUUCCUCCUCUUGGGCACCAGCUCUGUCGUCACCGCCGUCCUGUACUCCGUGUACCGGCAGAAGGCCCAGGUCGCCCAAGAGCUCAAGGGAGCUAAAAGAAUCCACUUGGGUGAAGACUUAAAGAACAUUCUCUCGGAAGCUCCAGGAAAAUGUGUGCCUUACGCUGUUAUUGAAGGGGCUGUUCGAUCUGUUAAAGAAACGCUCAACAGCCAGUUCGUGGAAAAUUGCAAGGGCGUGAUUCAGCGGCUGACGCUGCAGGAACACAAGAUGGUGUGGAACCGGACGACCCACCUUUGGAAUGACUACUCAAAGAUCAUUCACCAGAGGACCAACACGGUGCCCUUCGACCUGGUCCCCCACGAGGACGGCGUGGCCAUGGCCGUGCGAGUGCUGAAGCCACUGGACUCCCAGGAUCUGGGCCUGGAGACCGUGUAUGAGAAGUUCCACCCCUCGGUCCAGUCCUUCACUGAUGUCAUCGGCCACUACAUCAGCGGCGAGCGGCCCAAGGGCAUCCAGGAGACCGAGGAGAUGCUCAAGGUGGGCGCCACGCUCACGGGGGUGGGCGAGCUGGUGCUGGACAGCAGCUCCGUGCGCCUGCAGCCCCCCAAGCAGGGCCUGCCGUACUUCCUCAGCAGCCAGGACUUCGACAGCCUGCUGCAGGGCCAGGAGGCCCGCGUCCGGCUCUGGAAGGUCCUGACACUGGUCUUCGGCUUCGCCACCUGCGCCGCCCUCUUCUUCAUCCUCCGCAAGCACUACCUGCAGCGCCAGGAGAGGCGGCGGCUCAGGCAGCUGGAGCAGGAGUUCCAGGAGCACGAGGCGCAGCUGCUGAGCCGCGCCAAGCCCGAGGACAGGGAGAGUCUGAAGAGCGCCUGUGUCGUGUGUCUGAGCAGCUUCAAGUCGUGUGUGUUUCUGGAGUGCGGGCACGUGUGUUCCUGCGCCGAGUGCUACCGCGCCUUGCCGGAGCCCAAGCGGUGCCCCAUCUGCAGGCAGGAGAUCGCCCGCGUGAUCCCUCUGUACAACAGCUAACCGUGCGAGGGCCCCACGGGGGGACGCGAGGGGGGACACCCCUUCUCAGGAAUUUUUGUUGUGAGGCCUUUAGGAGCGCAGUGAUGGGGGCCGCUGUUAGUCCAGCUACGACUGAGGGAGGGGACUUGGGUGGGGGGGCGUCCUAGUCCCAUGCCUCUGACACUGGGACGUUGCCUUGUUGCCGCUGUGAGAGGGGACCCUUCCUCCGCUGGCUGAGCCUCAUGCCCCUCCUCCCCCCACCGGGGGUGGAUGUGAUGGCCUUGCAUUCCUUCCUGGCACCUGUGGAGAGAGAGAGAGAGAGAGAGAGAGAGAGUGUGUGUGUGGCCUAAGGGCCCAAGCGGGCGAUCUCUAGCUCUUCUGGUCCUUUCUGGGGAGUUACUGUGGUCUGGAACCUUGAGUGACUCAGCCAGCAGGGCGGCAAGCUGGGCGCUGGGUCUGGUGUACGCCUCACCGAGCUGUGUCUGAAGAGUCGCCUUUGAGGAGACUGUCAAGUCUUUCUUUGUUUCACUUAUACCCCAGGAGAAAGGCCAGGCUGGACGUGUCACCUGUGUCCCUUUCCCCUCACCUCCUUACCUCUUAAAUGUGUGAACGUGUGUGUCAGGACAGAAGGGAGUGAAGCCUGCUGCUUGCCUAAAAGAUGGGGCUCUGGUCUGCCGGCUGAAGAGUGGCCACUUGAAGGGACAGUCGGACCGUCGCGUCGUCCCCAGUGGUGAAGAUGGCAGCUUGGCAACUGCCCUUCUGGCGUCUCCGUGACCUAAAGGGAGGGCCGUCCCAGCACACGGAGCACACCGCGCACACCGCACCCACCGCACCCACCGCCGGCCCUGACUGGGAGUCCCCGGGGCCCAAGGAGGCUGAACGCUGGCUCCGGCUUUCCCUGCCCGAGAUGAGACUGGAGGCCUCACCUCCUGCAAGAAGCAGUAGGGCCACUGCUCCCCCAGCCUCGCUCUGCCAGCCUCCCUCCCAGGCUGUCACCAAGGCAAAGGAGCCAGCCAGCACCCCGAGCACAGAGCCUUCUCCAGGGUCCUGCCUCACAUCAAGAAGUGAACGUCCCGUGGCAGAAUCGCAUUGUCCCUCCCUGGGUUGCUGUUCAUCCCCUCUCCUGCCCCCCUCUUUUUUGUGGAAAGAAGUGGGGGAACCCCCCUCACCUCCAACUAGUCAGAGGUCUUGUGCACAGCUCUCCUCUCCCUUCCCUGGCUUUGAAUAUUCAUCCCCUUUCCUCCUCUGGGGGUGGUGGGGUGCUCUUGGGGGCGGAUACCCCUUAUAUGCAGGAUCCAGUGUGGACGGCACGAAAUAAACAUGUUACAACCAA